Molecule: messenger RNA, 1808 nt
Organism: Nicotiana tabacum (common tobacco)
Lineage: Eukaryota; Viridiplantae; Streptophyta; Magnoliopsida; Solanales; Solanaceae
Source: RefSeq, a predicted model, not a curated record
UCUGCCUUGUUGCUUUCCGUUGGAGCAUUUGAAUUAUUUGUGGUCAUAUUCGUCAACGAAUUUAAUCGAAAGGCUACAUUCUCAGGUAUGGACCCGCUGAUUCGAUCCAAAGUGUUGAUGGUAGUAAAGAUUCCUAGGAAGUUGAUCAAGUGGUAGAAAAUGUUUUCGUUGCUAGAGCAGCAUGAGUUAAUGCAGAAAUUGGGCACCCUCACUUCCCUUCUUGAUAUUACACCUCGCCCAGACUUAGUGGAGGCGAUGCUGACUUAUUGGGAUCCGUAAAAUUUGGCUUUCAGAUUUGGAGAGUGUGAAAUGACCCCUACCUUGGCAGAAAUGUCUGGUCUCACUCAUUUAAGCUAUAUAGGCAAGGACAUGAUACUUCCCCGAGACCAUUCUAGGACAAGAUUCCUCAGCGAUCUGGGCCUGAAAGAUAACAAGCAUUUAAAAUGCCUCGAGCAGUCCUGGAUAUCCUUGGAUUAUUUUUUUGCUAGAUUUGGACCACAAGAUAGUUUUGACGUCUUUUGGGAUGAGUUCUGCACAACCAAGGCAAAGUGGCAAAGGCGUCGCCUCGAAGAUUUCAGCCUUGCUUUGUUGGGAUUAUUGGUUUUUCCAUUAGAUGAGAGGCACAUUAGCACUUGUCUUCAAUCAGUGGUAAUGGCACUAUUUCAUGAGAAGCAACGCAAAACCAUUACCGUUGUGUCGAUGAUCUUAGCAGAGUUAUAUCGAGUCCUGAGUGAGGUUAGGGGAGGUGUCAGGUAUAUUGAGGGAAGUAACCUUUUGCUCCAAUUGUGGAUGAUGGAGCAUUUGCACACCGCUUCCUUACUUUGUCCCAUCGACCGUGCCUUGAGGUAUCGGGUGGUAUGCAUUGAGCAUAGGAUGAAAUCUCCUAAGUUUACAUACCCAAUAGGCGUCACAGCUUGGAUUGAGUUCCUUGGUUCGAGGACAAAUGGUAAUGUUUUGUGGGCUUACCUUUGGCUACCUUUAGAUGAUAUCUUGGUAGGAUGCCUCAUGCAUCCUUUCCUGAUGUUGAUAGGACUCAAGUGUGUCAGGCUGUACACUCCCGUUAGGGUAAUGCGAUAGUUGGGCAGAAGAUAAGAGGAGCCUCCAACUUUGAAUCAUCGAAGGCACAUCAUGAAUUUUAGCAAAAAGGCGACUGAUGAAAUCAAGUACGUGCAAUACUGGAACAAUGCAAAAAGGAUGAAGAAAAAUACAUUAGUAGAGGACGUUGGCAGGCCUGAGUGUACUCAAGAGUACCUAAUUUGGUUAUAGUCCGUCCCAACAGGGGUCAGCACCCCAUUGCCAGCACAACAUAGGGGUCGGUAGUUGAGACAGAUGAUUUUGAGGAGGCAUCGGACCAAGAUCCUUGCGAUAAGCUUGAGUUGAUAAAGUCUCAGUCAACGGGAUUGGCAGCAAAUGUGGAGCAGCAUGGCCAGUAUUUGUUUAGGGUCGACCUUCAAGAUGCGGGGGCACACGCCAGGGCCUUUAUUCCCAGCAUCGGUGUUUCUUUACGAGACAUGUUACAGAGUUUGAGCAUGACGGACAGCCCAGGACCAUCCCAUUCAGGAGCAGCUUGAGGAGUCAUUCUAUUUAGGUGUUUUGAGAUUGUCUUAUGUUGUCUUUUACUUUCUUGUCUUGUCUAGGAGUACCGAGUCCGUUAGGUAGUGUCAAAGUCUGUCGUAGUGUAGUUGAGUCUGUCAGGUCUUUCAUUAUCGUACUUCCCAUUGUAUUUUAAUAUCAAAUAGUUUCUAAAUGAAAAAUCCCAAAAAGAUUUUAUUUUUAGUUUAGUUUCCAUCACUUUUCCAGAACUACGC